AAGUUCACCUGGAACGAACGAUAACAACAAUCGCUGUUCGGCUCAGUGUAAUUAAAAUUCACAAAAUCAUCAAUCGCAGUUCUGUGAUGUUACGAGCAAUUACCCAGUCAGCGAUCGUCACAAUGGGCAGUCGGAACUUGUGCAGCAAUGUGAAUCCUUCAAGACUCCAGGGGAAAGUGGCCGUCGUGACCGCUUCAACCGAUGGAAUCGGCUUCGCCAUUGCGGAACGUCUCGGCAGGGAGGGAGCGAAGGUUGUGGUCAGCAGUCGCAAGGAGCAGAACGUGAAGAAGGCGGUGGACCAGCUGAAAUCGGCCGGACUGGACGUGACCGGGGUCAAGUGCCAUGUUGCGAAUGCUGCCGACCGGAAGGCGCUGUUUGAGACUGCGAUGAAGCAGUACGGUGGGAUCGAUAUUCUGGUGUCGAACGCGGCGGUGAACCCGGAAGUCGGAGCUGUGUUGGACGCGAGCGAAGAAGCUUGGGACAAAAUCUUCGACGUGAACGUAAAGUGCUCGUUCCUGCUGGCCAAGGAGGCACUUCCGCUCAUUCGGCAGCGGAAGUCGGGCGGAAGCAUCGUGUUUGUGUCCUCGAUUGCCGGAUUUCAACCGUUUUCGCUGCUCGGGGCUUACUCGGUCAGUAAGACGGCCCUGUUUGGACUGACCAAGGCCGCCAGUCAGGAUUUGGCCCCGGAGAACAUCCGGGUUAAUUGUAUUGCGCCGGGCAUUGUGAGGACCAAGUUUGCGGCCGCUCUUCAGGAUUCGGAAACCGCUCGGGCAACGGCGUUGGAGAAGAUUCCGAUGAAUCGUUUCGCCGAACCAAAGGAGAUCGCGGGCGUUUGUGCCUUUCUGGUCUCGGAGGACGCCAGCUACAUCACCGGCGAGACGAUUGUCGCCUCCGGAGGCAUGAGUUCGCGACUGUAAGGAAUGUGGUGUUCGAUCUUUGUUCAGUUUUUGGGUAAUCAGGGAAAUAAAGGGCUUGUUGUUUAAUCUUUGGAACGAAA
Messenger RNA from Culex pipiens pallens (northern house mosquito), 997 nucleotides. It is a transcript of the gene Dhrs4, whose product is annotated as dehydrogenase/reductase SDR family member 4. The coding region runs from base 87 to 917 and encodes 276 amino acids. Gene Ontology annotation, molecular function: carbonyl reductase (NADPH) activity. The transcript is spliced from 3 exons. NCBI's taxonomy places the organism in Eukaryota, Metazoa, Arthropoda, Insecta, Diptera, Culicidae. The record is from RefSeq and is a predicted model, not a curated record.